This is a messenger RNA of Dibothriocephalus latus, 949 nucleotides long. Lineage: Eukaryota; Metazoa; Platyhelminthes; Cestoda; Diphyllobothriidea; Diphyllobothriidae. The record is from the annotation of a GenBank genome assembly.
CGGCAAGGAGGAUGCCGCGAACAACUACGCCCGUGGUCAUUACACUGUGGGCAAGGAGAUGAUUGACCUGGUCUUGGACCGCAUCCGAAAACUGGCCGAUCAGUGCACCGGCAUGCAGGGUUUCAUUGUAUUCCACUCCUAUGGCGGCGGCAGUGGCUCUGGUUUCACCUCUCUCCUCAUGGAACGUCUCAGUGUGGACUACGGCAAGAAGUCAAAGUUCCAGUUCGCCAUCUUCCCGGCACCGCAGAUUUCCACCGCCAUUGUAGAACCCUACAACUCUGUCCUUUGCACGCACACCACCCUGGAACACGCAGACUGCUGCAGUAUUUUUGACAAUGAAGCCGUCUACGAUGUUUGCAGGCGUAAUCUGGACAUUGAAAGGCCCACGUAUACCAAUCUGAACCGCCUGGUAGCUCAAGUUGUCAGCUCAAUUACAGCCUCUUUGCGAUUUGACGGCUCACUGAAUGUCGACCUGAUUGAAUUCCAGACCAACCUGAUGGUCAAGUGCGACCCUCGCCAUGGCAAAUACAUGGCCUGCUGCAUGCUCUACCGAGGAGAUGUGGCUCCAAAGGACGUCAAUGCUUCCAUUGCCACCAUCAAGACCAAGAGGACUAUUCAGUUUGUGGACUGGUGCCCCACCGGCUUCAAGGUUGGCAUCAACUACCAGCCACCAACUGUUGUACCGGGUGGUGAUCUGGCCAAGGUUCAGCGCGCCCUCUGCAUGCUCAGCAACUCCACAGCUAUCGCCGAGGCAUGGGCUCGUCUGGAUCACAAAUUUGAUCUGAUGUACUCAAAGCGUUGCUUUGUGCACUGGUAUGUCGGUGAGGGCAUGGAAGAGGGUGAAUUGGCGGAGGCUCGUGAGGACUUGGCCGCACUGGAGAAGGACUACGAGGAGGUUGGUGCAGACAGUGUUGAAGGCGAAGGAGAAGGCGAGGAGGAGGAGUUCUAA